AAUUUGUCCUCCGGCCCCUCGCCUGUCCUUCCCCGGCAAGAAGCCAAGACGAAAAACUCCCUCCUCCCCUCCUGCUCCUGCAAAGCCAUGGCGUCCGAGAGCGAGACGUGGGCGAACCUCAACCAAGACGUCCUCGGACGCAUCUUCCGCUACCUCCCAACCCUCACCGACCGCGUCCACGCCUCCGCCGUCUGUAGGCACUGGCGAUUCGUCGCGGUGGAGAGGGAGAACCAGCCCGCCGAGCUCCCCUGGCUCCUCAUGCCGUCCACCGCGAGCACCUCCCACUUCCGGGUCUUUGGAGGCACCACCCACCAGGAGUACUCCCGACACGUCCCGGUCGGCGCGCGCUUCUGCGGCUCCUUCCCGGGCGGCUGGUUCGUCGUCCAGCUCCAUGCUCCGCGCGGGCGAUAUGCGCUGCUCAACCUCCUCUCCGGCAAACAAAUUGCCCUACCUGACAACAUGGAAGCGCCCGUGAGGAGCAAUUCGGGAAUCCAGCACAACAAUCUGUACCCCGUGCUGGCCAUCCACGCCGCCGUCCUGUCCGCCGCGCCGACCCCCGACGGCGCCUACAUCGUCGCCGCCAUCACGUCUGGCAAGACCAACAUCGCGUUCUGGCGCCCGGGGAUGGCACACUGGUCGCCGCCGCUUCAUACAGAGGUAGGCCGUCGCGCUUCAUGGGCUGACGAGAUGAUCCCCGCGGACGAGGAUCGGUUCGGAUCCAUGGAGGACUUGGUGCACUACAGGCGCGGCGACUUCGGGUGCUUCUGCGUCCUCACGACCACCGAGAUUGUCUAUAACUACGAGCUGGUGAUCGCCGAUGAUGGCGUGCUGACGAUGCGACGCACUGGCACUGCCCCCACCCGCAUGUUCGGUGCUGUCGGAGGGGCCGAGGAGCCCAUCGCCCGCUACCUCGUGGUGUCCGGCGAGGAUCUGCUCAUCGUCAGGAGGUUCGAAUCCUUGCCGGUCGCCCCGGACGUGAUAGGAUUCCAUGUCGUCAGGUUGCAGGAUCGUCGGGGUGCACGUUACACGCUCAACUGCUGGGACAUACCAGGGCAGUUGCUCUUCCUCGGGCGCGGCUGCUCCAGGGCCUACACGACGGCGGUCCGCACGAACCCCGGCGGGUACAUCUACUUCCUGCACGCCGACAGAUUCCCAGGUUCGACGACCAUCGGCUACCGCUGCAGCGACACCGGCCGGUGCGACUACCGACGCUUCCUGCUGGAAAUCCAGCGGGUCUUGCCGCGAGGGCCCGUGUCCGACUGCUCGCCAUGGAUUUGGUUCUUCCAUUGAGCCAUGGGCCUUGGCACCACGAGGCAGAUAGCCUGAUACAAGCGAAGAGGUACUACUUGUGCAAUCUUGUCUGUCUGCUGGAAUGAAUCACGGACCAAUUUUGGGGAUUCCUGUUGAGAUUUUGCUUUUCAGUUCAUAGUGGGAAUGUGGAAUCUGAGACAUGAAAAUGGUUACUGAGACAUGAACAAGUCGAUUCCUAGUGUUUCGAGUACUACGGGGAUCUCUCAUAGUGCAGUUCAGAGUUUUUCCUGACCGACGCAUUGCCUCAGGCUCUCUUCUUGAUCUUUGCCUUUGUUAAUUGUGAGAUUUUGCUACAUGUUCACUGUUUUGUUCAAUAAGAAUUCAUUCUUGGCAUAUGGUAAGGUUUUAGCUUCAGCAAUUGAUUCUGUGGUUUGUGCACCAUCAGAAUCAGAUACAUGGAAACUUUGGGUUGCAGUUAAUGUUGGCGCGCGUGCACGAGAAUAACUUGUUUUUCUGGUA
Molecule: messenger RNA, 1770 nt
Organism: Brachypodium distachyon (stiff brome)
Lineage: Eukaryota; Viridiplantae; Streptophyta; Magnoliopsida; Poales; Poaceae
Exons: 1
Coding region: 88-1290 (400 amino acids)
Molecular function (GO): protein binding
Source: RefSeq, a predicted model, not a curated record